Cylicocyclus nassatus is the source of this 1626-nucleotide messenger RNA. NCBI's taxonomy places the organism in Eukaryota, Metazoa, Nematoda, Chromadorea, Rhabditida, Strongylidae. The record is from the annotation of a GenBank genome assembly.
GGGUUCGCCAACUCGAACGACAACUCCAGCUAAGUUUGAGAGUGACGUUUCGAGAUUUGUAGAGAGCGCGUUCCUGUCUGGCUUUGCUGUCCGAGGAGUGCGAUCGCCCUUAUGAAGGCGCUCUUAUUUCUAACUUUGAUCAGCUUUUCUCGUGGUUCUAGAGCUAGGAUAAACAGAGAAGUUAGGGAGCCACAGUUUUUUGUAUCAGCUGCCUCCCACAGUCCUCGUAGAUUCUACGGAGCUCCAAAUUACUCCUUCAGGAGCAGAUCACGUGUGUUUAGGAACGUGCAAGUGCAAAGUGAUGGUCAACUUUUGUAUGAACCGCGGCUGUACCGCGCUUCUGGAAGGUUCCAGAAAAAAGUAGCUGCCGCUGUGCCGAUCCACGACGUUACGCCCCUCACCGUAUCAAAAGAUGCACCGUCUCUGCCUCCACUGAAUGCACUCAGUUAUGAUGAAAACAACCAUCAGUUGAAUAAGUUGACAGAGGACAAUUCGAUCUUGGAGGAGGCAGCAGAGUACGCAAAAGGCCUUGAACGAACUACGAUGGCCGCUCGUGACGAUCAAAAUUCGUUUUACACUACGACAACACCCGCAACAAAUCUGCAACAUAUUCCGGCUAUCAUCAGGCCUAGAAUAUUGAAUUCCGAAGAGAAGAAAGCGCGGAACAGGCAACCGUCGCAGCCAUUCUCGCAGACGACGCCGCCACCACCACCUGUGACUACAGUCAAUGUCGUGACUUCCACCACUUCUGUGCCUUCACUGAGAAAACAACAGCCUGCCACGGGUCCGUUGACAAUGCCGCCACCUCCGCCACCACUUUCUUUGCAACCGCAGCCAAAUCAACAGCUUCCUCCUGGUCUAAUUGCACCUCAGCUAGCUCCUCAGCUAGCUCCGCAAGUGCCACCUGCAAUCAUACAAGUUACGAUACCGGCACUCCCGACUGUCCUGAACCCUACACCACAUCUGGGAGCAGUCACACAAUCUGCCGCUGCCCAACCUCAGCAGUUUCCACAAAUUCACGGACAAGUUGCCACGGCGCAUGGACAGAAUCUUGGUCCUGCAUCGACACAUACACAAACUCCCUCCAUUGCACAACAGGGAAAUGUUGGGCAAAUAAACCAUGCUCCCGUAGCGCAAUUGAGCCUCCCACGUCCUGCUGCACCUCCACCAGCACCUCCAUUUUCUGAACGCGUAGAGAUUAUCAAUGCACAAGCAGCGAACUCCUCUUUGGAACAGUUGGGCUGCGGAUUUGACUGGAUAACAAACUCUUGCAAGGACGUCUUCGCCAUCGGGUGGUGUGGACAAUGCCAUGAUUUCGGCAAUAUAUUUGUUCACGACUGCAAAUGUCUUCAACCGUUGAUCGCAUUGCCACCACGGCCACAGCAAGCUCCUCGACCAGCUUUUUUGAGUAUGAUAUAAACGUGUGAUUUAUGUACAGGUCCGCUAUGACUAGAUUGUGCACUUUGAAAACUCCAGAGCCAUUAUAGAUAAUAUUUGCGUUUUGUGCGGAAAUUUGUAAAGACGCUGUCCACUGAUCUCUGUUUCCUGUAAUUGUUUUUGGACGAUAUUGCCAGUCUUGAUUGAUUAUAUUGACAUAUUCUUCGAUUCUAAAUAAACGAAAGGAAG